AUGCCUACCCAAUCAUACUUCAACAAAUACCCCUCAUUUCCCAGCGACGUUACGACUGCUCAACUUCCUCGCCUGUCAUUCUCAAAGAAUCUGAAUUAUGAGAAGGCAGAAUCUGAUGCAUUCUUCAAGGUAUGCAGGACCAUGGCCUUCUUUCUGCUAGAUUUUCAAGGGAGCUCUGAAGGAGAGCAUUUCUUGAAGAAAGCCGAGGCUAUGCUUAAUUUAAUUAGGAAGUCAACGCUAAGGAUGUUGAUGAGACAACAUGACCGACACCUCAAUCCCCUAUCAAAUCCACCCUCCAUCGAAGCUUACCGGUCUGAAAUAAAAGCAUACGUGAAGCAAGCAUAUCCCAUCGUCUCUCUCAUAUGUUCCCAUCUCGAUAGGCGACUCCAUCUCCCUCCAAGCACACUAAUCUUGAUGCUGCAUCUCCUCGGACACAUAGACAUCGGAACACUAACCAUCAUCUUCAACGUCACAGGCGGUCUACAAUUACUCAAUCCAGGCGUAGACUCAAAAGAUGAGGGCAGCUGCAUGUACAUCCAUCUUGUCCCAGAGCGGAGCGGUGGGAUUCUGCGAAGCAAUAUGAAUUGUGAUACUUUUGCGCCGGGGGGACAAGGUAGAGCUGAUAGGUGUAGCCUUGCGUAUCUGGUGCGGCCGGAUAGCGAUGUGCUAAUGAAGAGGCGGGUGGCGCAGAAAGCGGGGGCCCUUGAGUCGGGAAGGGACAAUGCGAGGAGUAGAGCUGGAGAGAGAAUGUGGUUGGGCAGUAGGAGCAGGAGCCGCUUCGUGGGUCUUGUCAAGUAAUGCAACAUCGAUCAAUUGAGGAACGCAGUCUUGUACAGCCUAUUUCUCACACAAAUCAGCAAGAAGAAAAGACGU
Hyaloscypha bicolor E is the source of this 873-nucleotide messenger RNA. RefSeq lists its product as uncharacterized. The record is from RefSeq and is a predicted model, not a curated record. The transcript is spliced from 6 exons. NCBI's taxonomy places the organism in Eukaryota, Fungi, Ascomycota, Leotiomycetes, Helotiales, Hyaloscyphaceae. Bases 1 to 798 code for a protein of 265 amino acids.